UUAAAACGAGUUUAUUUGGUUAUAUGUUUUAUAUUAAAAAAACCUGCGGAAUCGCGCUGAAAACACAGCGCUGUUCGGGUGUAUGAUUUAACCAUUUAAAAAAAAGGAAAAACACCCACACAGAGACUUCCUGAUUUUAGGAGCCUGUUAAAGCUUAUUUAUUUGGGUUGGUUUCUGAGUUGCUCCUGUUCGAUUUCCUGAUUUGCCAUUGGCUGGAUUUUUAUUGUUGAGGUGUAAAUCUGAGAAAAUAUACCAGACAAGGAAGUACCAAGCGGAUCUCUAUUUGGGAGGCUUCAGCGCUCAGGCAAGCUGCAUUACCGAGGUGAAUCGCGCGCGAUCUGGGCCGAACCGGGGCGACCCGCGCCUGCCUCUAGCAUGAUGUCAUACCUCAAACAGCCCCCUUACGCCAUGAACGGCCUGGGGCUGAGCGGAGCCGCCAUGGACCUGCUGCAUCCUUCCGUCGGCUAUCCAGCAACUCCACGGAAGCAGCGAAGAGAGAGAACCACCUUCACUCGCUCACAACUUGACGUUCUUGAAGCGCUUUUCGCCAAAACUCGUUACCCGGAUAUUUUCAUGCGAGAGGAAGUGGCUCUAAAAAUUAACUUGCCAGAAUCUAGAGUGCAGGUGUGGUUUAAGAACCGUCGGGCAAAGUGUCGCCAGCAGCAGCAGAGUGGCAGCAGCAGCACAAAAGCUCGGCCAGUGAAGAAAAAAUCUUCUCCCACUAGAGAAAGCACGGGCUCUGAGAGCAGCGGGCAGUUCACACCACCGGCCGUCUCCAGCACUGGCUCUGCUUCCUCUUCCACCUCUUCCUCUUCCUCAUCCUCAACCAACAACAGCAUGUCUACCUCAAUUGGCACGGUCUCAUCCAUCUGGAGUCCAGCCAUGUCUCCAGGUUCAGCACCUCCCUCCUCGUCUCUCUCAGAGCCUGUUCCACCCUCCAGCGCCUCCUGCAUGCAGCGCUCCAUCUCUGGUUCAGCUUCUUCUGCCUCCUCUUCCUCUUACCCCAUGUCUUACAACCAAACGGCAGCAUAUGGCCAAAGCUACCCCACACCAUCUGGAUCCUACUUUAGCGGUGUGGACUGCAGCUCCUACCUGACACCCAUGCAUUCGCAUCACCACCCGCACCAGCUGAGCCCCAUGACACCAUCAUCCAUGCCCACGCACCCACACCACCACAUUAGCCAAUCUUCAGGUCACCACCAUCACCACCACCACCACCAUCACCAGGCAUACAGCGGCGCCGGCCUGACCUUCAACUCCUCUGACUGCCUGGAUUACAAGGAGCAAACACCAUCCUCUUGGAAGCUCAACUUUAACACUGCAGACUGUUUGGACUACAAAGACCAGGCAUCCUGGAGGUUCCAAGUCUUGUGAUCUGGUGGUGGUUAUUGUAACUUUUUUUUUUUUCUCUCCCCUUCACUUUUUCUCUACCUUUCAGUCACCCAAUCACAUACUUCACUCUCACUGUUUUUAAUAGUGUGCUGAGUUUCUAAAUAUAAAUAUAUUGAAGAAAAAAAAGUUAUACGGACUGACAGAGUUAACAAAAUAGAUGUUCAGCAUCACUUUUUUUUUUUUUUUUUAUAAAAAAGGAAAAGUCCAGUGUUUGGAGAAAAAGGAGAAACAUGCGACCACGUGGAAGAGAUUUUCUUUUUCGCCAAAACGAUACAUUUUUCAUAUAAAGAUUUACAGACGGUUUAAGAAACCCGACAUCAUCAUCAUCAUCUCACCAAAUCCCCUCUUCAGCUUUGGAGUAAAAUAAACAUUACACGUUGCGCAAGACUGUGAACUCUGUACAGCUUUUCUUUUUUUUUCUUUUUUUCUUAAAUCGAUUAUUUUUAGGCUGCGAGAGAUUUUUGUGUUUUUAAUCAGCUUGAGCAGAGCUGAAUCCUGUACAUAGGUAUAUGGGUCCGUUCCAGUGACCAUUUUAGCUGGCGUUGACGGAAUCUGAGAUGGUUUAAUACUUUGUUUUUUGCAUUUUUAUUUUUCCCCCCCUUCCCAGUUUUCCCCCCAGAAAUGAAGAAUUUUCCCGCUGCCGGACUCGUAGCUGUCUGAUCUGCCGAUCAUGUCGGUUUGGUAAUGCUUGAGAGGAAAACGAGAUUUUUAUAAGCAAGGCACUACAUGUGUGUAAGGGGAAAAUAAAAUGUAAAGGAGAAAAAAAAAAAACACAAGACAUCGAUUUAGAAUAGGUGAAUUCGGGUCACAUUUUGUUCCAGUUAAUCGGAAUUUUAUUCCGUUAAAAAUUCGGCAGCAGAAACUGGAUGAUCAUGAUUAGAGGAAGUUCUUCACCGGGCAGCGCAGAAGUCGGACACAUUUACAAAGCACUUGAUGGACUUUUCCCGACUUCAGAAGAGAAAAUGUGGACUUUUAAGGAACAUUUCCCCCCAAGAUGCCAGUGAGAUGUUGAAUGUAUUUCAGGCGCAGGCCAUUACAUUCCUGUCCGUAAUAAUAAUGAAAAUAAUAAAGAACGGUUAACUACCAGCUUCUUUACACUGUG
Messenger RNA from Clarias gariepinus (North African catfish), 2494 nucleotides. It is a transcript of the gene otx1, whose product is annotated as orthodenticle homeobox 1. The record is from RefSeq and is a predicted model, not a curated record. NCBI's taxonomy places the organism in Eukaryota, Metazoa, Chordata, Actinopteri, Siluriformes, Clariidae. Gene Ontology annotation, cellular component: nucleus. The coding region runs from base 376 to 1374 and encodes 332 amino acids. Gene Ontology annotation, molecular function: DNA-binding transcription factor activity, RNA polymerase II-specific; RNA polymerase II cis-regulatory region sequence-specific DNA binding. The transcript is spliced from 4 exons. Gene Ontology annotation, biological process: regulation of transcription by RNA polymerase II; multicellular organism development.